Messenger RNA from Olea europaea var. sylvestris, 1163 nucleotides. RefSeq lists its product as uncharacterized. The transcript has 3 exons. The coding region runs from base 213 to 659 and encodes 148 amino acids. NCBI's taxonomy places the organism in Eukaryota, Viridiplantae, Streptophyta, Magnoliopsida, Lamiales, Oleaceae. The record is from RefSeq and is a predicted model, not a curated record.
AAUUUAUAAACCAUUUGUAAAUUAAUUUGCAAAUGGAGGCUUAUAAAAUAAUCUUUUUAAGCUCAGCGAAUUCUGUAGAUGUAGACGUCUCCAGGCACUCCCGCUCCAAAUAUCUCCAGUGCAAACUUAAAAGUCGCACUAGCACAAACUAUUUUCUGCAGUUCAAAAUGGAGUGAACUGUAAAGAAAUUACAGGAUAGAAGCCGUUCCAAUAUGGCAACUGUCACUAUAUCGUACAUCCAGGCCCAGGUGCCAAUUCACAUCGUUUUCUUAGUCAGUAAUCAACUGUCAAUUUUUCCCCCCUACGCCGCGGCCGUUACAAUCGACACCUCCGCCGCAGCCUUCAGCCUUCACCCGCCACAGUGGACUCUGCUUCGAUUAAAAGUCCGAAAUACACACACACUCUCUCUCUCUCUCUCUCUCUCUCUCUCUCAUACCUAUUAUGGAGACUCCGAACGGGUAUGUGGCAUACAAACAGUACUCCUCCUUUGCUUCUUCCCAGAGAGAAGUCACUUACAGCUGUCGUACUUGUGGAUACAAUCUAAACCUGAGCUCAUCCAGAAGGAAUACGUCAACUAUUGGUUCCAAAUAUUCAAAAUCCAUAAGGAAGGGGAUCAUUACAUUUUUCUUUGUAGAUCAAAACAAAUUCAAUCAGGUUGAAGAGUUCAGUUGCGUACCCUACUUCAUUUCCAAGCACUCUUGGGGUUUAUUCCGAUGGAAAACCAAACUUUUGUGCCCCAAAUGUAGUAACCACACUUAUGAUGAUAAUGCUUAUUCUUAUCCUCUUAUGCCAAAAGAUAGGAGUUCGCCCUCUGGAAGUGAAAUCUCCAAUCCGAGAAAAUAUGAUAUCAGAAUUCGUUCUUUGCAACCUUCUGCAGAAUUUGGGGCUCUGUCUUGUGAUGUCUCCGUGAAGCAUUAGUAACAUAUGCAAUCUUUUUCUGAUUUUUAUGCUGUCCAUAAAAUACCGUCUAUUGUUAUUAUUCAAAUUAAUGCUCUAUCACGAAUGAUUCAUAGCUCCUCAUGCAACUUAUCUGAUUGUUCUGCCUACGAAGUUUAGGCAUUUUUUUUACUGGGAAUGUUGUAAAUAUUUCUUAUGUUUAUUUGGCUUUCUUUUGCUCCAUGAAAUAUUAUUAUUCGUGUAUAUGAAUCACAUUGUGACUGGAA